GAAGAAGAGAAAAAAACACGUGUUGCUUGUAAAAUAAUUUCUUCUGUCAAUCCAUCCAUUAUGACGCAAGUGGCAAACAGCUCUUCAAAUAGCAGCAACUCAGGGACUGCAAGUAUCGUAGUGACGUAUUCUGUCGUCGCUAGCUUUGCUGCUCUUUUCUGCUUGUUUGGAUUGUUAGGAAAUGCAGUUGUUAUCUGGAUUCUUUCAUUUAAGAUAAAGAGGACCAAGUACACUGUGUAUAUUCUCAACCUCGCUGUUGCUGACUUUAUUUACCUUAUCUUUGUUGCCGUUGUGAUGCUCCUAAUGGUCUCUCAAAUGAUAAGUCGCCAUAUGCACAGUCAGGAAUUGCUACUUGCUCUAGAAGUGAUGUAUGACUUUGGAUAUGCCGCAAGCAUGCUCUUCCUGACCGCAAUAAGUGUUGAGAGAUGCCUUUCUGUCCUCUUCCCCAUAUGGUACAAAUGUUACCGGCCCAAGCAUUUAUCAUCCUUCACCUGUGGCUUCAUCUGGAUGUUGGGUGCCCUCUUGUCCCUACUUGAUAAUUUUGUUUGUCCUGCAGAAUCCUUUAAAAUUAUGACUAAGGAAUGCACUGGAGUCCAAGUGUUUUCCACCGUUCUUACAUUUGUUUUCAUCAUUCCUUUGAUGCUCUUAUCCAGUUUUAUCCUUAUAUAUAUUGUCAAAUCCACAUCCCAAAAAUCGCGACCUCCAAAAAUUUACGUGGCCAUAAUACUCACUGUUAUGAUUUUUCUCAUCUCUGUGGCGCCAAUCAGAUUGCUAUGGUCUUUACUCUACUUUAAAUCAUUUGCAAACACAAUGUCUGCACUGGCCUUCUUCUUCACUAGUACAUACUGUACUGUGUUCAAUAGCAGUGCCAAUCCUUUCAUAUAUUUUUUUGUGGGCAGGCACAGGAAAAAAAGGUUUGGCGGUUCAGUCAAUGAAGCUCUUACUAGAGUGUUUAAGGAUGAUGACACUGAACAGUCAUCUCUUGGAAAUAGCACUAGCAUGAAGUAAAGAUAUAACAAAGUCAGUUUCUGGCCAAUAUUAGGAGGAUUAUCCUCAUUGUUUUGGGAUUUAUCCUAC
This is a messenger RNA of Nanorana parkeri, 1077 nucleotides long. RefSeq names its product proto-oncogene Mas-like. The record is from RefSeq and is a predicted model, not a curated record. The transcript has a single exon. Gene Ontology annotation, biological process: G protein-coupled receptor signaling pathway. NCBI's taxonomy places the organism in Eukaryota, Metazoa, Chordata, Amphibia, Anura, Dicroglossidae. Gene Ontology annotation, cellular component: membrane. Gene Ontology annotation, molecular function: G protein-coupled receptor activity. The coding region runs from base 61 to 1008 and encodes 315 amino acids.